AAGCAAGCUGUGAGAACACUUGAUUUUAAUUACCAAAAACUUAGUUUAGUUUUACAUUAUUGCACGAAACAACAGCUGACAAAAAAUACGAAAAAAAAAUCAUUAAAUCUAUAUAUUUAACUUAAUUAGCAGCGAUUCCAACUGCCGUAUUAACUAGUAUUUGAGUUCAUUUCUUGAUUAAACACAAAGGAGAGCCACAACUGACCCAGAUGGAACACAGAGUGGUUGAUCAGGUUGUUCGCAUACAGCUGCCCGAGGUUGGAGUCGUCGAUGUUGUCCAUGUGCCCGAUGGCGGCAAUGGCGGCGAUGGCGGCGAUGCCGAUGAGGCAUGGGAGCGACAAUUGGAUGAAGUGCAGAUGCAGGUGAUGCGUCUGGAGAAUCCGCAAGUUGCAAUGCUGCUUGAUGCGCCGCAUGAGCCACCAAUUGAAUUGCACCACAUGUUGGAACCUGUGAACGUACCUCAACGGCCGCGCAAGAAACGAAGCUUUUGGACCAUCUCAAAGCCGUUUCCUAUGCAGCCGGAGAGGUGCGCUCUCAUUGCGAAUGGCUGGAGGUCAGUGCAGUAUGUUCAGCCCGAGCAACGCAGCGAAUACUUUGCCAAAUAUUUGUUCGAGCAUUUGAAUAGCAAGAACUAUCCACACGGCGAGGGAUUGCCGAAUCGCUGGGGUCAGUUUUGAGCUCCUUAAAGCUCCUAAAAGCUCCUCAAAGCUCCUUAAAGCUCCUCAAAGAUCGCUGAAAAUAAGCUAAUACUUUGUGCAAAUGACUGAAUAAUGAAUAAACCAAGAGAUACCCAUAAA
Messenger RNA from Drosophila innubila, 797 nucleotides. Its product is annotated as male-specific protein scotti. The coding region runs from base 210 to 677 and encodes 155 amino acids. Lineage: Eukaryota; Metazoa; Arthropoda; Insecta; Diptera; Drosophilidae. Gene Ontology annotation, biological process: sperm individualization. The transcript has 2 exons. The record is from RefSeq and is a predicted model, not a curated record.